AUGAAGACAUCAAAUGUUCUUCUUGUCAUCUUAGUCCUGGUUUACAUCAAUGCCAGCACAGAAUGGCCUACGCACACAGUCUGCAAAGAGGACAACUUGGAAAUACAUUACAAAAGCUGUGAUCCCAAGCAAGAUUUUGCUUUCAGCAUUGACCGUUGCUCCGAAAUUGCAAGCCAAACCUUUAACGUCAGAGCUGCAAUGGUCUUAAGAGAGAACAUCAAGGAACUGCGUGUCAAGCUUGACCUAAUCAUGAAUGGAAAGACCGUCCUGAGCUACUCAGACACACUUUGUGAGCCGGGUCAUUCUAAGCUUAUUUUUUGUGGAAAGAAGAAAGGAGAACAUCUCUAUUAUGAGGGACCAGUCACACUGGGAAUCAAAGAAAUCCCACAGGGAGAUUACACUAUUACAGCAAAGCUGACUAAUGAAGAUCAUGCCCUUGUUGCUUGUGCCGAUUUUACCGUGAAAAAUUAUUUAGACUAUUAUUAACAAACUAAUCUCAUGAAAAGCUACAGACUACCAAAGCUAUUAAAGCCAAAUUAGCUGCUUGCAUGUUACAAUGAUUCUGAAGGAAAACAGUCCCUACACAGGUAGUUCUGAUGCUAUUGCUCUUUAUAACUCACUGUUUUCAAGAAGUCACUAGACCCUCUA
Messenger RNA from Chaetura pelagica (chimney swift), 648 nucleotides. It is a transcript of the gene LY86, whose product is annotated as lymphocyte antigen 86. The coding region runs from base 1 to 486 and encodes 161 amino acids. The transcript is spliced from 5 exons. Gene Ontology annotation, biological process: positive regulation of lipopolysaccharide-mediated signaling pathway; innate immune response. NCBI's taxonomy places the organism in Eukaryota, Metazoa, Chordata, Aves, Apodiformes, Apodidae. The record is from RefSeq and is a predicted model, not a curated record.